AUAAGUCCUUUUCCUCCACUCAACCUGACAGCUCUCUUCUAUACGGAAGGAAUGCAAGCAUCCCGAGUCUCUCACCAGUCCCCCCUUGGCCUUCGCCUCCCCCAAAUCCCUAUCCUCCCAAAAUCUUCAUCUUCACUCUGAGAACGAAAUCCCCCAUACCCGCCGGAAUCACCCCCUUCACUCACCGGACCACAAGAUUAAUCCCCUCCGCCAUGGCCAAGAAGCGGAAAUCCAUCGCUACCAGCCUCGACGAGGUAGAUCGGACCAUGUACGCCUCCUUUUGCAGUGCGGCCAACUCUCUCUCCCAGCUUUAUACCCAGGCCAUGAACCACCAGAAGCUUUCUUUCCAAGCCGGAGAACGUCACGCCAUGGAGAAGCUUUAUCAGUGGAUGUUUAGACAACAAGAAGGUGGAUCUAGAGUGACAACAGCUGAUGUACUCAAUUACAUACGGAAUGAGUUGGAUUACUGUGGAGAAGAACCGUCGAUGUCCCCAAGAGUCGCAGUCCACCAACAACAACAGCAUGUUCAACCAACAAUGCAGUUUACAAACUCGAGCUUUCCUGCUUCAUCAGGUCUUUGUGGGCAAGCAACCACCGGACAAGGAAGUCGAACAGAGCACUCUGAUAAUCAUUCCAAAAGUUCAGUCUUCUCAAACGCACUGUCAAGCCCCAUUCGUCGGAGUUUACAACAGUAUCACAUUGCUCAGGAAGCUCACUACCCGAACAAUGGGAUGUCGGGAGAAAACGGAGCUCCUCGAAACAACGAUCCCAACUUUCUUCAGCACCAGAAUGUGGACCCUAAUUCAAUCAGCUCUAAUGACUCAUCCAUGGACAUGCAUGCCGAUAGUCCUGCACAUGACUCACGUUACUAAUUUGGAAGACUGCCAAACAGGUGCUAUGUUAUGUGAGGCAGGUGAGAACAUGCAUGAUUUCCUAGCUCUACCAAUGGCCUUUACUUUCUUUGUUGGAAAUUCUUUAGGUCUUCUAUCUGUAAAGGGUUUCUUUAUAUAGAACCUUAAAAAAAAUAACUUGAAAUUGCCAAUACCGUUGUUUUUUUACGUAUAUCAUGUUGUUUCAAACAGAGGUUUGCUCCCCUUUUUUCGAAUUCAAUACUAUCUCUGUAGAUUGGCGAA
This is a messenger RNA of Cucurbita pepo subsp. pepo (vegetable marrow), 1133 nucleotides long. RefSeq lists its product as uncharacterized. Lineage: Eukaryota; Viridiplantae; Streptophyta; Magnoliopsida; Cucurbitales; Cucurbitaceae. The record is from RefSeq and is a predicted model, not a curated record.